AUGGAACGCUCUGAGUCCUUACAACCCAAGCAGCCGAUCCUACACGAUAGCUUGUACUGCAGGGACAACCCAAGGGAGACUCUUACGAUAAAGGACGAUUCAAACAAGUCAAACCAUCAUCGCGCUUUUCAUAACGCCACAGGUAAGCACUCUACUACAGACGAUUUGCUCCGAAGCUUAUCGAACAAGAACCUGAAGAGUGUCAAGUCGCAUGCCCAACUGGCAAAAACGGCUCAUGGUGUUCGAAUCCUUGCCAGAAAUUUAGAUAGAGCUACAAUACAUCUACAGCUGCGUUCAGUUAUGCUGAUCACCAAGGCAAGAGAUAACUCGCUUGUUUAUCUCACGAAAGAGGUUGCUGAAUGGCUUCUUACAAUCAAUGAUCAGACUCGAGUCUACGUGGACUAUCAUCUGGAAAAGUCCAAACGGUUUGACGCAAAAGGCCUGAUACAUGAUAAUCCCUCCGCCGAGGGCCGUUUGAAGUACUGGACCAAGAAACUUAUUAGAGAGAAUCCCGAUAUCUUUGACCUGGUUAUCACGCUAGGGGGCGAUGGUACCGUCCUCUAUGCUUCCACUCUUUUUCAAAGGGUUGUUCCUCCGGUGAUGGCGUUUUCUUUAGGCUCUCUGGGGUUUCUCACCACCUUCCCGUUUGAGAACUUUCGGAGCAUUUUGGCAAAUGUGAUCAAGAACGGAGUUCGCACAAAUUUAAGAAUGCGUUUCACGUGCCGUGUUCACACUGCUGAGGGUGACUUGAUCUGCGAGCAGCAAGUUUUGAACGAGCUCACCGUUGACAGAGGGCCUUCCCCGUGGGUCUCGAUGCUGGAACUGUAUGGCGACGGGUCGCUACUGACUGUUGCCCAAGCAGACGGUCUUAUUAUUGCUACCCCAACCGGCUCGACUGCCUAUUCGCUGAGCGCGGGAGGUUCUUUGGUGCAUCCUGGCGUUAGUGCCAUUAGUGUGACCCCCAUUUGUCCGCACACGCUUUCCUUCCGUCCAAUUUUGCUACCAGAUACUAUGUCUCUGAAGGUGAAGGUUCCUAUUCGAUCAAGAGCCACUGCUUGGGCCUCCUUUGACGGACGUUCUAGAGUUGAGCUACUCAAAGGAUACUACGUCACUGUGUGCGCAUCUCCAUUCCCCUUCCCUACUGUGAGGUCUUCCAAAACGGAGUAUAUCGAUAGUGUGAGCAGGGUACUCAAUUGGAAUAAUAGAGAAGAGCAGAAAUCAUUUAUCCAUCUGUUGAGUGAUAAGAAUAAAAAAUCGUAC
This is a messenger RNA of Ogataea polymorpha, 1260 nucleotides long. RefSeq lists its product as uncharacterized. Lineage: Eukaryota; Fungi; Ascomycota; Pichiomycetes; Pichiales; Pichiaceae. Gene Ontology annotation, biological process: NAD+ metabolic process; NADP+ biosynthetic process. The transcript has a single exon. Gene Ontology annotation, molecular function: NAD+ kinase activity. The annotation marks the transcript as partial. The record is from RefSeq and is a predicted model, not a curated record.